This is a messenger RNA of Venturia canescens, 1137 nucleotides long. RefSeq names its product 3-oxoacyl-[acyl-carrier-protein] reductase FabG-like. The transcript is spliced from 5 exons. Gene Ontology annotation, molecular function: oxidoreductase activity. The record is from RefSeq and is a predicted model, not a curated record. Lineage: Eukaryota; Metazoa; Arthropoda; Insecta; Hymenoptera; Ichneumonidae. The coding region runs from base 229 to 990 and encodes 253 amino acids.
GCGGCGACACUUACUGACAUCUCAACUCUACCGGCUUCAAUUCUUUUUUAAAAAAUAUAAAUACAACCUAAAAUUCUGUAUUUCCGAAUAUUAUCACCUGUUAUCAUACACAUGUCGAUCUCAUCGCGUCCAGACAUUCAAUAUAAAAUCGACGAAACUUGUUACACUUUUAUUAUCAUCGAGUAUUGAGGAAACCAGUGGUUUGGAACUGAACGCGAAAAACUGAAAAUGGCUCUAUCAGGAAAAGUUGUGCUAAUCACUGGUGCAAGUUCUGGAAUCGGAGCAGCAACAGCCAUUCACAUGUCAAGCCUAGGAGCAUUGUUAUCAAUAACUGGACGCAAUGUUGAAAACUUGAAAAAAGUGUCUGACCAGUGCACAGGACCAAAACCAUUCAUCGUGGCUGGUGAACUCACCAAUGAGAAAGAUACUGAAAAUAUUCUUAAAUCUACGAUCGAUCACUAUGGAAAGUUGAAUGUGCUGGUAAACAAUGCUGGAACUUUGGAAAACGGAAGUAUUGAAAAUACUAGUUUGGAGCAAUUUGACAGAGUUUUCAAUUUAAACGUCAGAUCGAUGUAUCAUUUGACAAUGCUUGCUGUGCCGCACUUGGUGGAAACGAAAGGAAGCAUUGUCAAUGUUUCCAGUGUUAAUGGCUUAAGAUCAUUCCCAGGAGUUCUCGCAUACUGCAUGAGCAAAGCAGCAGUUGAUCAAUUUACCCGAUGCGUCGCUAUUGAACUCGCCGACAAACAGGUUCGAGUGAAUUCAGUGAAUCCCGGUGUAACUGUGACUAAUUUGCACAAAAACAGUGGAAUGAGUGAAGAACAACUGAAAAAUUUCUUCGAACGUAGUAAGACUACACAUGCACUUGGACGCCCAGGUGAUGUCAUGGAAGUGGCAAAGGCAAUUGCAUUCCUAGCUGGAGAGGAUGCUAGUUUUACUACUGGAGUGAAUUUCCCAGUCGAUGGUGGAAGACAUGCUUUGUGUCCACGUUAAUUUAUUUCUAAUACAGUUUUAUUAUGGUGACUUACGGUUCCUCGACAUUGAUUGAUCAAAUUCCACGAAAUAUUUUUAUAUCUUUAUAUAAUUCAUGAUGCAGAAUUUUCUAAAAAUCCAGGAAAUAAAAAAUAUUUUACACCCGAA